Messenger RNA from Paramecium sonneborni, 1622 nucleotides. Lineage: Eukaryota; Ciliophora; Oligohymenophorea; Peniculida; Parameciidae. The record is from the annotation of a GenBank genome assembly.
AUGAUGAAAUUUUUUAUAGUAUCAAUUCUAUUCACAACCUUACUAUCAUGCCAAGUUUAAUAUAAUAAUGACAUAAAAUUUGAUUUCAGCAAAGCGAAAGCAAUAAAUUUAGCUUAUGGAAACGAUCAAAAUUCCUUAUACAUCACUUUGUGUGGGCUUUUAGAUUAUAAAUGUGAGAAAUUGAGCAGUAAACGUAUUUUAGAAGAAAUAAAUUCUGAAUCUAAUAAUACACCAAGUACAACAACUGAAACAACAAAUAAGAGUGAAAGUACAAAUGAAAAUAAAUAAACAACAGAAGGAAAAAAUGAUGAAAAUAGCAAUAGUAGCUCUACAGAUAUAAAAACUUCAGAAACAGAUGAUAAAAAUAAGGAAUCUGAAGUCAUAUAAACAAAUAAAGAUGAUGAUGAUGACAAGGAUGAUUAAAAUUUUCUUAAUAAAGUUGAUAAGGAUUAAUCAUAAUCCCUUAUAAUUGCAGAAAAUAAUUCAUGUACUCCUUGUUCGGAAUAAAGCAACGUAGAUAAGGAUUAAUUAAGUUUCUUGAAAGAGAAUAAACCAUUUAAAGGAUUAGUAAUUGAAAGAAGAGGUAUUGUAGAAAAAGAGACUUUUAAAUUACAAUUAAAAUGCUCUAAAUCAGAUAUAAUGACAGUUGAAGAUUGGAAUAAAGAUGGAUAUUUAUUUAUACUUACAUCAUCAGCUGCUUGUCCAAUAUUAGUUUAUAAUCCUGUGACUUAAUUUUUUAUAGAUUUUAAAUGGUUAUUUAGCAUAGUUCUUUGGAGUGUUGGAAUAUUCUUUUUACUUUUAGGAUAUUAAUUGGCAUAAUUGUCAUCUAUGAUUCUAGGUUCAAUAAUGGGUUUUGGAUUUACUACUAUUAUAAUUGGAGAAGCUACAUUGAAUAGUGAAUCUAGUUAUGCAGCAUUAUGGGUUGUGAUAGGAUCAGGAGUAAUAGUAGCAUUUAUAUAUUUUAAUGCUUCAAUGUAGAGAUUCUUUUUUCUUCUAUUUAAUUUUGGAUUUAGUGUUGGUUUAAUAUUAUCAUUAAUGUUUCAAUCAUUAUUUUACUAUUAGAUAGAAACAGAUUUAAUGUUCUUACCUUUAACUACUUCCAUCAUAAUAUCUGGAGUAAUUCUAGGGUUGCUUGGUCUAAAAUACGAUCUCUAUAUUGGAAUUGUUUCUACUUCGUUAGUUGGAGUAAUAUCUAAAUAUUAAUUUAGGCAUAUUGUCUAAUAAGACCAAUAGGAUUUAUUGUUGGAGGGUAUCCAAAUGAACUUCUAUUAACUAAAUAAGCUGAAUAUGGAUUUGACAUAAAUAUUGGUUAUUCAGUUUACAUCUAUAACAUUAUGAUCAUCUUACUUGCUGUCUUAUGUGGAAUCUAUUAAAGAAAAUAACAUCUCAAAAGAGUUGCUUUGGAUGAUUAAUUAUCGGCUGAUAUCAAAUACUAUGAAAUGGGUAAUGUUGAAGAAGAAGAUAAAUAAGUAUAUCUUUCUACUUAUACUUAGAAAAGAUAAAGCAAAAAUAAUGAUAAGAAUGUGACUGUCGUUUUUGCAAAACCUCUUGAUAAUUAAGGUGAAGAGCUCUAAGAUAAAAAAAGACACUCUCACUUAACAGGAAGCGAUAUUAAUGAAUGA